GUCAGUGCCAAGAGCGGUAACCCCGAGCUACACUCGGGCUUACCAUGCAGCGUUGCUCAGGGGGUCCCUGCAGCACUUACCUUGUCCUUCGCUCCCACGAUGUGUCCCCCCUUCAGCGUCCCCGGCCAUCUCCUCCGACCGAUGCCGGCAUCCAGCUUCUGUGUUCCGGUCCCUGUGACGUCAGGACGUAAGGGCGCCGGCGGCGGCGGGAAAUUUGAAAAAAUAAAAAAAUGUAAUUUUUUUCAAAACACAUUUUUCAUAUGCUUUGUCCUGUGCCCUGCCUGCGUUUUGUCUGUUCUUUCU
Messenger RNA from Staurois parvus, 303 nucleotides. The record is from the annotation of a GenBank genome assembly. Lineage: Eukaryota; Metazoa; Chordata; Amphibia; Anura; Ranidae.